UUUUUUAAAACUCAGUUGUCUACACAAUUGAGUUUCAGAAGAGAGGGUUGCCACAUGCUCACAUACUUCUAUGGCUUGACGGUGACUUCAGAAAUCCAACAGCAUCAGAUAUUGACAAAAUCAUCUCAGCAGAACUCCCAGACAAAGAAAAAGAUCCAGAGGCUUAUGGUCUGGUGGAGCAACACAUGAUGCACGGCCCCUGUGGGGAAGACAGAAAAGCAUCUCCGUGCAUGGAGGAUGGUGUUUGCAGUAAAAAAAUUCCCCGCAGCUACGUUUCACACACUCAAGUUAAUGAGUCCGGCUACAUCUUAUACAGGCGACGGCAGACAGAACAGUUUGUUUACAAGGGAAACAUCAAGCUUGACAAUCAAUUUGUUGUUCCCCACAAUCUCCAGAUCCUGAAAAAAAUACAAGGCACAUGUCAAUGUCGAAUGGUGCAACAAAUCAAGCGCAAUCAAAUACCUGUUCAAGUACAUUACAAAGGGUGUUGAUAGAUCAUGCUUCAGGUUCCAAAAAAACCAAGACCAGUCUACUCAGUCGGAGACAAACAAAAAAGAAAAGCCGAUCAAUGAGAUAGAUAAUUAUUUAGACGGGAGGUACCUUUCAGCAUGUGAAUCGAUGUGGAGAAUAUUUGAGUUUUCUAUUCACCACCACACCCCAGCGGUUCAGAAAAUGCCAGUACACCUCCCUGGAGAACAGACGGCUAUAUUUGAAGAAGAUGAGGACCUUGGGAAUGUCGAGAACCGGUACCUACAUGGCAGAACUAUGUUAACAGAGUGGUUUGAAAUGAACAGACUCUACGAAGAAGUCAGGAAAUUAAAGUACAUUGAGAUGCUACUUAUGUUUGUCUGGGAUAGUUCAAACAAGAUCUACACAAAAAGAAAGCAGAAAGGGACCAUUGGACGGAUUGUAAACAUUAACCCAGCAGCUGGUGAUAAAUAUUACUUGCGCAUUUUGGUCAGCGUAGUACGAGGCCCUACAUGCUAUGACGAUUUAUAUUCAGUGGGUGACAUCAAAUACAAUACCUUUCAAGAAGCCUGCUAUGCAAGAGGCUUGCUCGGCACAGACAAGGACUGGCAUGACUCGAUGUCAGAAGCAUCUCAAUUCUCAUCGCCAAGAUCUCUUCGCUACAUGUUCGUACUAAUCCUCGUCUUCUGUCAGGUCUCAGAACCAAAAAAACUAUGGGACCAUUCUUGGCAGGACAUGGCAGAAGAUGUUCUCAUGCAGCAACGACGUCUACUUCGUUUCCCAGACCUCCAGCUAUCCCCCAAUGAACUACAACAGUACACACUUAUUGAAAUAGAAUGCUUGCUACAAAACUUCGAGAAGUCGUUAACUGAGUUUACGGUGAUGCCACUUCCAAACAAAGCUGUUAUGGACCAAAUCAAACAUAAAGCUAUGGCGAGGCACGACCAGUUUGACAUAGCUGAGGAGGCCAUUAUCCACGAGAAGCUUUUUGACAAACUCAACCAUCAACAACGGGCAGUAUAUGAUGCAGUCAUCAAGUCCGUUUUUCAGAAGGAAGGCAGGUUAUUCUUCCUCUAUGGAGCAGGAGGUACAGGAAAGACAUUCCUAUACCGAGCCAUCAUAGCAGCUUUGCGAUCAAGCAGCAAGAAAUUCAUACCAGUCCCUUCCUCAGCAAUUGCCGCUCUUCUACUGCCUGGUGGUCGCACAGCACACUCCAAGUUUAAUAUUCCACUUAAGCUUUUUGAAGAUACUUACUAUGAAGUGAAAGCUGGAACAAUCCUCGCCAACUUCCUCAACGAAUCAGACCUCAUCAUCUGGGACGAAGCUCCAAUGGCACAUCGCCACACGUUUGAAGCUGUUGAUCGUACUCUAAGGGACAUUUUAGCAGUCACAGAUAAAACAACGUUGACAGAACCUUUUGGUGGCAAAACAGUACUUCUGGGAGGUGAUUUCCGCCAGAUUUUGCCAGUUAUUCCCCAAGGUACAAGACAAGAUACAGUCAACGCCGCUCUCAAUCGAUCGCACCUCUGGAACAACUGCGAAAUUUUUCUCCUGACGCAAAACAUGCGUGUAAAACCAGAAGAAAAAGCUUUUGCGGACUGGAUUCUUGAGGUCGGUGAUGGCAGAGCAGCAAAGGAACCUCAGAUCCUCGACGACUGUGCCCAACCAGAAGAUCAAAUUCUCAUAGACAAAACUAUCCUUCUGCCUAUAACCUCCACUCCUUUGGAGACUCUAUGUUCUUCUGCCUUUUCAGAUUUUGCAAACGACUACAAGGAUCUGUACAAAAUCAGAGAGACUGCCAUAUUAACACCAAGGAAUGUCACAGUUGAUGAAAUCAACAAUUAUUUGGUAUCAAAAGUUCCUGGAGAAGAGAAGGAGUACUUGAGUGCGGACAGCUUUGCGGAGGAAGAGCAACAUUCAGGAGACUUAGAUAUGACAUACCCGGUGGAAUAUCUAAACUCAUUGGAGUUUCCAGGUCUACCAGCGCAUAAACUACGUCUGAAAGUGGUUGUCCCAGUCAUGCUCCUGCGUAAUCUGAACCAAAAGGAAGGCUUAUGUAACCGCACAAGACUAAUAGUGACACACUUGGGGGAAAAGGUUAUUAAGACAGAAAUGCUCACAUCAACCACCAAGAGAGAUCCUAUUCUGCUACCACGGAUCAUAUUGUCACCACCAGAAUCCAACCAUCCAUUCACCUUGAAGCGACGCCAGUUUCCGAUAAGGGUUUGUUAUGCGAUGACAAUAAUAAAAGCCAAGGACAGACUUUGUCACGUCUCUCUAUACUUGCCUAAACCAGUCUUCAGCCAUGGUCAGCUAUACGUGGCACUGUCAAGAGUUACAACACCCAAAGGACUCAAAAUUUUAGACUUGAGCAGAGAUGGGGAUGGGAGUAGAACGAUAUCUAACAUAGUCUACAGAGAAGCCUACAACGGACUGCCUCAAUCUACCGGUAUGUUAUCUUCUAUCUCCACCUAUGCGUUAGGCGUCUCCUUAUACUUUCCAAUAUUAUAUAAAACACUUACGUUCGAAGCAAAUCAGAUUAACUAACACAACCUCAAAUCUUAAGUCACACAAUCAGAUAUUCAGUUUAAACGUACGUUUUUACUUUGGUUCAUCAAAGAUGACAAACUAAAGGUUCAUCUCAAUAUGUCUACAUCCUCCAUAUCUAUCAAGAUAAAAACAUUCAGAAAGAAAAUUAAAGAGUUUAAGAAUCACUGAGAAACUAACAUGAAAAAACAAAUUUGAGAACGGCACAGACAGCACGAAUUGUGAAGCCAAAGCUUAAUAAAGUACAGCGUUUUAGGGUCCCGUUAUACUUUUGUUGUUUCUCUAUUAAAAUUAGUGAAAAAAAACCAAAAAUUCAAACCUUCUCUGUUGCAGGUUCAGACGAUGACGAAACAUCAAAGGAUCAAUGAGUACGGAUUGAUGCCGACUCUGCCUAAGCUAAUGUGAGCAAAUUCUUCUUCAAUUACGCUUUAGAACAAUUGCCGUAACCCAAAAUCACCGCCUUAAACGCCAAUCAGGACAGGAAUCGCAGGCAACGGUGAAGCUCCCCCGACGACGGAGGAAAAAAGACGACCUAAGGGAUUUUUUUAAGUAUCAGAACAAAUGUAAAUUCAAGGCCCACCACAAUUCGAGCCCAACAUUUUUAAACCCAAUCCGUUUUUGGGACGACCAAAUAUGCUUUGAUAUGUUGAGCAUACAAACAUUUAAAGAAACAACAUUAUAUUUUCCCAAACAGAACUAACCUACAAAAAAAUAGUUAUAUAACUAUUUAAUUAAAUAAAUUUCAUAAAUUAAUACUGUAUUAUAUAAAAAAAACCAUUUAGUUGACCCACUUGAUUAUUUAUCCUCUCACCACAAAUUAAUUAACUAUAUUAUUAAAUUAUUUUAACAAUUACUAAACUUUAUGUCAACAAUUUACAACCGUUAUGUUUUCAGGUCCAUAUAAUUUUUCAUUUAUUUAUUUUUCAAUGUUACCACCUUUUACAACAUCCAAUUACAAAUGAUAACCUCAUUGGUGAAAUAAAAAACUAUUAAAGAAAACAAAUUUCUAAUAUAAUAUCAUUAAACGCAAUCUUGAAAUAAUAGAUCAAACAGUGAUUGUAAAUAUAUUAAGCAUAAUCUUCUGAAACAGUAACAAGCCAGCAUAAUAAAAUAAAUAAAUUAAUAACAGUCCAUUUACUCCAAGUAUUUAACGCCAAUGAAUAAAUGAACCAUAUAAACAAACGUCAAAAAGUAAACAACAAAAAAAAAAACACACACCAACCAUCUAUAAAACAUAUCUAUGACACCCUACCUUCAACAAACACCACAAGAAUGAAUAACAAUCCAUUUCUUUCUCAUCACUUCACCCACCGAACAAUAUCUUCAAGAGCAAAUCCACAACGAACACUCCAAGUCUAUCCACAGACCAACGAUACAACAAUCCGACAUCAAUUUCCAAGUUCGAUCUUUCAUUGACAAUCAAGGGAUAAUGAAGCGGCAAUGAUUGAAGAAAUAGCCGUCCAUAUUUCAAACAAGUUGAAUAUUGCUACACGCUGUCCACGCUGUUUACUUCAUUAUCCCUAAUACACAUUUAAAAGUUUCUUCAAAAACCUUCCCAAAAUCUCCUGUCUGCUUCUUUACAUCAGUUGGAUUCACUUUAUAAAAAAUAGUCAUCACCAUCUGACCCAAUUCUCUGUUCAUGAUCUCCACCAAUUCCUCAAGACACCACGACGAAGAAGCGUAUCUUUCGGAGAGCAAGACGAUGGCAAUCUUAGUUAGAUCCUCCGAUCGCCCGUUUGAGUUCAGGACCGAUGGAUUCUCCUCUCUCGAUCUUGUUUUUUUUGCUAACCGAGUAUUCUAGCCCCACCGAGGUGGUCCAGACUAGAGACCGAAGUGAGCAUGGACGCUGCCAGGGCGUCACCAUGUGGCUCACCGUGUAACGGUCUUCGGUCUCGGGUGCUACAGCCCACAUGUAAAUUCCGCAGUGGCCAAGGCUCGAACUAGGGGAGGGCACUCCAGCUGGAGCUCCUAUACCACUAGACCAAAGCAACUUGGUUAAACAUGUUGAUUCCUUUGUUUCUGAACUCCUUCAACAUGUGACUGAGAAAAUUUUGGCGUACAUCUUGCCCGUGGAAGCUUGGAAAGACAUCGUGAUCCCAGUUUCGAGGCAAAGAAGACGACGAAGAAGCCAUUAGUACGAUUUAGAUAACAGAUCUAUUUUAGCGCUGUGUGGGCGUAAGGAUCAACAAAGAGACUUUGUAUACUUAACAACAUAGAAUUUUAUUUUUUAUUGACUGGAAAUAAAGUUUUAUCUUUUCAUGGAAAAUAUGAGCCACAACCCUAACCAUGUAGAUUCCACCAUUUAUUGGAAAUUGCUGAGUUAUUA
This is a messenger RNA of Brassica napus (rape), 5341 nucleotides long. RefSeq names its product ATP-dependent DNA helicase PIF1-like. Gene Ontology annotation, molecular function: DNA helicase activity. Lineage: Eukaryota; Viridiplantae; Streptophyta; Magnoliopsida; Brassicales; Brassicaceae. Gene Ontology annotation, biological process: telomere maintenance; DNA repair. The transcript is spliced from 3 exons. Bases 619 to 3015 code for a protein of 798 amino acids. The record is from RefSeq and is a predicted model, not a curated record.